This is a messenger RNA of Closterium sp. NIES-65, 429 nucleotides long. NCBI's taxonomy places the organism in Eukaryota, Viridiplantae, Streptophyta, Zygnematophyceae, Desmidiales, Closteriaceae. The record is from the annotation of a GenBank genome assembly.
AUGCAGGCUCUUCAUCACCUCUCGCGACCACUGCUGCAGGCGGCCGACCGACACUGCGAGGCACUUUUUCCGGGCGGCAAGUACUCGGCAAGUCCUCGGGAAGACCGUCGCCGCCCACCACUCAACAUCGUCUUCGGCACCGGUGGCGGAUUCGUCGUGCGGGCAGUCUUCCGGGUCUCCCCAACGUGGCGAAGACCGGACCGGUUUCCUCUUCGUCGCUGCGCUCGGGCUCGUGCUCGGGCUCGGAGAUGUACGCAUCGAAAGCAGAGUAGCCACGAGGAGAAGCUGCAGAAUGGCACACCGUUGAUGACGACGAUAGGCGGAGCGGGAGGAGCAGGAGGCGCUGGAGGUGCAGGAGGCGCAGGAGGAGCAGGAGGCGCAGGAGGAGCAGGAGGUAUUGGCGCUGGACGACUCUGCCACUGGGAGUAA